This is a messenger RNA of Acanthosepion pharaonis, 777 nucleotides long. The record is from the annotation of a GenBank genome assembly. Lineage: Eukaryota; Metazoa; Mollusca; Cephalopoda; Sepiida; Sepiidae.
AUGCCAAAAAGUCGUCUCUUUUACAUCCGAGAUGAGAACUCCAGCUACUUGUUUUUAGUGGAUACUGGGGCACAAAUUAGUGUAAUACCAGCCAAGCCUAAUAUGUUGACUAGAAAGACAGAUUAUACGUUACAAGCGGCGAAUGGAUCUUCAAUCCAGACAUAUGGUGAAACCUCUUUAACCCUAAAUCUGGGAUUUAGGCGAUCUUUUCCGUGGGUAUUCACGAUAGCCCAAGUUCGAACCCCAAUCCUAGGAGCGGAUUUCCUCGCCCACUUUAACUUGUCCGUUAAUAUGUCUUCCCUUUCUUUGGAGGAUAAAACGACCAACAUUACAAGGAAAGGAAUUACAUCUAUUUAUACGAGCACAUGUAUCAGCGCAACUCUACCUGAAGCCAACGGAAUGCAGGAUCUGUUACAAAAAUAUUCUCAAAUUACAACACCAUUCCGGUAUACAGAAACCGUUCGUCACAAUGCUGAGCACCACAUUGAUACUACGGGCCAAUCCACGCAUUCAUCUCCACGGCGAUUGAGGCCUGAUAAAUAUAAACUGGCGAAAGACGAGUUUCAGCACAUGCUGGACCUCGGUAUAAUUAGACCUUCUUCGAGUCCUUACUCAUCUCCUCUUCAUAUGGUUCCAAAACCGGACUCAGGAGCUUGGAGACCUUGUGGCGAUUUCCGCAAGCUGAAUGCUACUACAAUUCCGGAUAAAUACCCCCAUCCCGUACUUGCACGAUUUCGCAGUGGGUCUGCAGGGCGCCACAGUCUUCACCAAACUUGA